Balaenoptera musculus (blue whale) is the source of this 333-nucleotide messenger RNA. RefSeq names its product AP-2 complex subunit sigma-like. The record is from RefSeq and is a predicted model, not a curated record. The coding region runs from base 1 to 333 and encodes 110 amino acids. Gene Ontology annotation, cellular component: intracellular membrane-bounded organelle. Lineage: Eukaryota; Metazoa; Chordata; Mammalia; Artiodactyla; Balaenopteridae. Gene Ontology annotation, biological process: vesicle-mediated transport; protein transport. The transcript has 2 exons.
AUGAUCUGCUUCAUCCUCUUCCAGAACCUGGUCGGCAAGACACAUCUAGUCAAGUGGUACGUGCAGUUUGAUGACAGUGAGAAACCAAAGUUGAUAGAGGAGGUGCACGCCACCAGAGUCACUGUUGGAGAUGCCAAAACACCAAACUUUGUGGAGAUCUUAAACAAAUAUUGCGACAAUGUUUGCGAAUUGUCUGCUUUUACAUCCAAGGUUUAUUCGGUGACAGACUUGACGUUGGUGACUAGCAAGAUCUGUGAGACCAGCCAGAUGAAGGUGCUGAAACAGCGGCUGAGGCUGCAGUCCCUGGAGUCCAUGCCUGGGGACCACCUCUGA